AUGCCCGACAGCGACAAUGGCAUCACUAGUAUCAUCAACGAGACGACGAGCCAGCGGACGCUGGCGCCCGUGGCCGUCGCCUCACAGGUCGGGUUGAUGUUGGGCAUCUCGUUUGCUACCGUGAUUCUCUUCAACCUGCUUCGCCCAAGAAACAAGAUCAUUUACGAACCAAAAGUCAAAUACCACGUUGGCGAUAAGGUUCCACCGCGCGCAUCCGAUUCAUUCCUCGGAUGGGUUUCGCCCCUCAUCCACACCAAGGAGGCCGAGCUCGUAGACAAGAUCGGCCUCGACGCUGCAAUCUACCUCCGCUUCAUCCGUCUCUGCCGCUGGCUCUUCACCGCGAUCACAUUCGUGUGUUGCGCAGUUCUGAUCCCCAUCAACGUCACCUACAACCUCGCCCACGUCAAAUCCAAGAACCGCGAUGCCCUCUCGAUGCUCACCAUUCGAGAUGUCUCGGGCAACCUCCUCUUCGCGCACGUGGCCGUCACCUAUGUGAUCACCUUCCUCGUCAUCGGCUUUGUAUACGUCCACUGGCGCGAGGUCGUGCGGCUCCGGCGCUCCUGGUUCCGCUCGCCCGAAUACGUCCAGUCCUUCUACGCCCGGACGCUCAUUGUCAACAACGUUCCGAAAAAGCUCCAGUCCGACGAAGGCAUCCGCGCGAUUUUCGAGUCCGUCCAUGUGCCGUACCCCACCACCUCCGUUCACGUCGGUCACAAGAUCGGUCGUCUUCCGGAGCUCAUCGAGUACCACAACGACGCGGUCCGUGAACUCGAGGCCGUCCUGGUCACGUACCUCAAGGGUGGCAAGAUUGCGAAAAAGCGUCCGACUAUCACCAUCGGUGGUUGGCUCUGCUUUGGCGGCGAGAAGAAGGAUGCUAUUGACUACUACACCGCGAAGCUCCAACGUGCGGAUAAGGCUGUCCAGGAAUUCCGCAAUCAGAUUGACUUGCGGAAGCCCGAGAACUACGGUUUCGCGUCGAUGGCUGCUGUUCCCUAUGCGCACAUUGUGGCGAAUAUGUUGAAGCGCAAGUCCCCGAAGGGUGCAGCGGUUUCGCUCGCUCCCAACCCCAAGGACAUCGUGUGGAAAAACUUGGGCCGUACUCAAGCCGAGAUUCGUCGUGCGCAGACAAUGGGUUGGCUGUGGCUCAUCGCCAUUUGCGCCUUCAACACCAUACCGCUCUUGAUUAUUUCCGUUCUUGCGAACCUGGCGUCCAUCACCGCUUACGUUCCCUUCCUUCAAUCGUGGUCGGACGCUUCACCGGGCUCCUUCACAUUCGUGUCUGGUGUUCUUCCUUCCACUGUGUCUGCGCUCUUCGGAUGGGCCCUUCCGAUCAUCAUGCGUAAGCUGACGAAGUUCAUGGGCGCAUACACGCACUCGCGCAUGGACCGUGCCGUCGUCGCCCGCUACUUCGCCUUCUUGAUCAUCUCGCAGCUUAUCAUCUUCACCCUGAUCGGUGUCAUCUUCAAUGCGGUGAAGCAGGUCGUCCUUCUCAUCGGCAAGCACGCGAGCGUAGACGAGAUCUUCCAUAACUUCGACACUUCCGGAGACCAUCAACCAGACCUACAUCGACCAGUCGUCCUACUGGCUCACGUACUUCCCGCUUCGUGGUUCCUCGUGAUCUUCGAUCUCGCCCAGCUACUCAACCUGUUUAUCGUCUCGUUCAAGACGCACUUUUUGGGACGGACGCCCCGUGAGAUCCGCGAGUGGACGCAGCCUCCUGAGUUCCAGUUCGCCGUAUACUACUCGAACAUGCUCUUCAUGGCCUCCGUUGGCUCGGUGGUGUACAAGUACCAGCUUAUGUUCGUCUUCGUGUCGAAGACCGAGAGUGGCGGUCGUAUGUGGAACGUGGUCAUUAACCGUCUGCUUGCCGGUGUCAUCCUCAUGCAGUGCAUCAUGGUCCUCACCAUCGGUCUCCAGUACACAUUCAAGUCGUUCUACUGGAUCGCUACCGUCCCACCUAUCUUCUUCAUCAUCAUCUUCAAGGGAUACAUCAACCGUGUCUUCCAGCCCUCGUUCAGGUACUACAUGCCCACCGAGGAGGAGCUCCGCGACGCCGAAGUCCACUCGCAGCGCAACGACAACGCUCGGAACCGUCUCGAGAAGCGUUUCGGCCACCCGUCGCUUCACUCGGAGCUUUUCACCCCGAUGGUGCACGCGAACAUGACGCACCUCCUGUCGCAAGUGUACCACGGCAAGCUCGGGACAGAAACCGCCAAGGUCGGCGACAUGGGCGGCCGGAAGAUGGACACCACGGUCGUCGCGGGCGGUAUCAAGAUCGCCGGUGUCCAGGAGAACGACUUGGCGUACGACCCAGCCAUGUACAGGCGCGACCGCGGCGACGACUGGGACACGCGCUCGAUCGCCUCGUCGAACAUGCUCUCGGACAAGGCGCCAUACCCCGAAGGCGGGCGCUCGUCCCCCGCGCCCUCGAAGUUCGCAGGCUACGACCGGUACCUCGCACAAGGCCCGACGUCGGAGAUCGAGAUGACGCGCCUGGACAUCCCCGACAACCAGCCGCUCCUCAACCAGCAGGGCCACUUCGUCGGCCAGGGCCAAAGCUACUACGACCCGAUGGCCGCGUCGCAGUCGAACGUCGACCUCAACUACGCCACGCCGCUGAGCGAGAACCCGCACAUGCCCCUGCUCCCCGCCGCAUACGCCCCCGACGUGGCCCGCGAGGCGUCCCUGCACCGGCCGUAUCCCUCUGGUGGCCAGUACACGCCGCCGCAGCAGCCGUGGGCGCCCGGCCCCGGGGCGUACAUCCAGCGCACCGGGAGCCCCGCGCAGGUCUACAGCCCGCACCACCAGCAGGAGGACUCGGGCGACUACUUCAGCGGGAACCCGGCGGCGUCGCACGUGGCGAGCCAACGCUCGUCGCCGGACUCGUACAGGAGCGGCGUCCCCGCGCGCACGCCGCCGCCUGGGCUGUACGACGGCCCGCAGAACAUGGCCGGCCGUGGGGCGCAUCGAGCGCCACCGCAGUAA
Molecule: messenger RNA, 2985 nt
Organism: Epithele typhae
Lineage: Eukaryota; Fungi; Basidiomycota; Agaricomycetes; Polyporales; Epitheliaceae
Exons: 12
Coding region: 1-2985 (994 amino acids)
Cellular component (GO): plasma membrane
Molecular function (GO): calcium-activated cation channel activity
Source: RefSeq, a predicted model, not a curated record